Messenger RNA from Gossypium raimondii (Peruvian cotton), 1760 nucleotides. RefSeq names its product protein-tyrosine-phosphatase PTP1. Gene Ontology annotation, biological process: protein dephosphorylation. The transcript is spliced from 9 exons. The coding region runs from base 191 to 1228 and encodes 345 amino acids. NCBI's taxonomy places the organism in Eukaryota, Viridiplantae, Streptophyta, Magnoliopsida, Malvales, Malvaceae. Gene Ontology annotation, molecular function: protein tyrosine phosphatase activity. The record is from RefSeq and is a predicted model, not a curated record.
AAUGAUAAAAGGAGAAAAAAGAAAUCACAUGAUUAAAGCGUUAAUUAUAACCAUGAGAUGAUUGAGAUCCAGUCAAUCAUCAAAAUCUGAAUCCAAUUUUUUCUCAAAUUCCCACCAAACGCUUUCAUUCCUUGAGACUACAACGGGUAAUCUUAUUUCGAAUUGCGUUUCUUCAAAGCGGAAACCGGCCAUGGCUGCCGCCGCUAAUCCCCGCUCUUUCUACUCGAGUUCCAAUCCUCCUCACCCCAACCGCUUUGUUUUCUCAGCCGAUCCUCCUCCCAAAAUCUCACUCACUCCCGAUCAAUUCAACUACUGCUCUGAGGCUCUCAAAUUGUUCUCCCAAAAGCUCCAGAUGCCCGACGAAAUCAACCGCGAGUUCUCGCACUUACAGGCAAAUAGGAUUACACCUUCGGAGAUGAUGAGGAGAUGCACAGUGGGUUUUAACGGUGCUAAUUUGGACAAGAAUCGAUACUCUGAUGUCAUACCAUUCGACACGAACAGGGUAGUUCUUUAUUCAUGUAAAGAUUACAGGCCAGCUGCAAAGGGUUAUAUCAAUGCCAGCUUUGUCACGACUUCUUCUUCUGAAAACAUUUCUAAGUUUAUAGCCACGCAAGGUCCAUUACCUCACACCUACGAGGACUUCUGGGAGAUGGUUAUCCAAUGCCAUUGCCCUGUCAUUGUGAUGCUUACUCGGUUGGUUGACAAUUAUAAGACAGUAAAAUGUGGAGAUUAUUUUCAAGCAGAAAAUGUUCCUAGACAAUUUGGCAAUAUCUGUAUUGAUACUAAAUGGAUACAAGAAACAGAAACCUCAUUAUUGAUACGCAACUUGGAAGUAAAUUAUAAGGAGUCAGAGGACCCACCACUAUCAGUUUUGCACAUUCAAUAUCCUGAGUGGCCUGACCAUGGAGUUCCCACUGACACUCUUGCUGUCCGUGAAAUCUUGAAAAGAGUAUUACAAGUACCAGUAAAUAUUGGCCCAAUACUGGUGCAUUGCAGUGCAGGUAUUGGGAGGACUGGAACAUACUGUGCUAUUCAUAACACCGUCCAGAGAAUCCUCAUUGGGGACAUGUCUGCAUUAGACCUUGCUAAUACCAUAUCUAUGUUCAGGUCCCAGCGCAUCGGAAUGGUUCAAACCAUGGACCAAUAUUUUUUCUGCUACAAAGCUAUUGUUGAUGAAUUGAAAGAGCUCAUCUCAGACUUCAGCAGUGAACACAGUUCUAAAUGCUAGGAUUCCCAACCGAAGCUGAUACGGGGUAAAGCUACUAGAAUCAGAGCUAUUUGCUUAUUUUUCAAAAGCUGGAGAACUGCAUAUUUAAUGAUGUGUCCUUCAUAUCUGUGCCUCUAGAAGUAUCUUUGGGUUGACAUGACAUACUGGAAAUAAAGAGCGCUGCUAAUCAGUUGACCUUAUUUUCAAUGUUGCUGAAGUUAGUUUCAAAAUCUAGGAAUAUGAACAAAAAAUUAAACUGUUUUACCGAGGCACGACAUCAUUCCUCACCCAGGUUGCACUUGGUUCUGAACUACACGAAAGAAUAAGGAGUAUUUCAAAACCGGUCUUUCAAUUGUAGACUAUUUGUUGAUUAAGCUUACUUGUAUUUCUCUAAUUUUGAACUCAAUAGUUGUUUGAAAAACCAUUAUCUUUUGUUUUGCACAAGCAGAGAAAUCUGUUAUUGUGACUUGCGGUCUACUAGUAUUGUAGCAGGGGUCAACAUUGUUAAGAGAUUUCGAUACAAUGGGAAUAUGUUGUGUUGGUUUGUCUUUUA